AUGGAUAAGUCAAGAGAUGGAUCAAUGAUGUCUUCGUACGAUAGAUCCUCCUAAGCAAUCAGAUACUCAGAGACUGGCUCAAAAGAUAGAACAGAAUCUGAACUAAUGGAACUCAGUUCUAUUGAGCCGAGUUCAGUAAAAUGUCAAAUGUUUAUUUCUUACUAAUGGCACUACUUGAAGUAACUAAUGCAAUCUUAAUACUUUGUAUAGUUAAUACCAGCAAUCUCUGAUUCUGGAGGAGCACCCAUUAUGCUUAUGCCAUUAUCUUUUGUAGUUUUUGUCUCAAUGAUCAAGGAUAUUUUUGAAGAUCUUAAACGUCAUCAUAGCGACAACAUUGAAAAUAAUAGAAAAACUAUGGUAGCUAAUCCAGUAACUGGCGAAUUUGAGGAGAAAUUAUGGAGAGAUAUUCAUGUUGGCUAGGUACUCAAAAUUCAAUAAAAUGAAUACUUCCCAGCAGAUCUUGCUCUUAUCAAUAGUUCUGCCCCAAAAGGUAUAUGCUAUAUAGAGACUAAAAACCUAGAUGGAGAAACUAAUCUAAAACAUAAAUAAGCUAACAAAGAAACAGUUGAAAUUGCAUAGACUGAUAGCGAAGCAAUUUUUAAUAUGCAAAAAGUAAGAGUUGAGUGCGAGAAUCCUAAUGAAAUGCUGUACAAAUUUGAAGGGGUAUUAUUCAAUUCCAAUUAGCACAUACCGCUCAGUGUCGAGUAAAUGCUACUAAGAGGAAGUAGCUUGAGAAAUACUGAAUUCAUCUAUGGUAUUGUUAUUUUUACAGGACAUGAUACAAAAAUUAUGCGUAACUCAGUGAAAUCAAGAGCUAAAUUCUCUAAGUUAGAGAGGUCUACUAAUAAGUACAUCUUGAUAAUAGUACUGAUGUAAGUCGUUAUGAGUGCUAUUGGGGCUGUAGCAAAUUCAGUUUGGGAAAUUGUCUUCAAAGAAAAUUUUAGUUAUAUAAGACAUGACGACAAGGAACCUAUUUCUUUGAUGCUUAACAUGGUUAUUCAAUUUGGAACUUGGUUUCUAAGUUUUGUAAACUUAGUUCCUAUUUCUUUGAUGGUAGCAUUGGAGUGCGUGAAAUUUAUUUAAGCAAGUUUCAUCUAAUGGGAUGUAUCUAUCUAUGAUGAAACUAAGGAUCUUAAUACUAAAGUUUAAACAUCAAACCUAAACGAGGAACUUGGAACUGUUCAUUAUAUCUUCUCAGAUAAGACAGGAACUCUUACAUAAAACAUUAUGGAGUUCAAAAGAUUCUCAGCUGGAUUGAAAUCUUACGGAAUAAGAAACCCUAAACUUGACCAAGAUAAGCUUAAAAAAGAAGGAAUUACAAAUGUUAACUUCGAGGAUCCAACUCUAGAAUAGGAUUUUUCACAGAAUUUCAACUAUCUGAAUUCGUUUUUAGAAAUAUUGUCAGUUUGCCAUACAAUUAUUGUUGAAUAAAAAGAUGGAGUUCCAACUUACAAUGCUUCAUCUCCUGAUGAACUUGCCCUGGUCAAUGCUGCUAAAUACUUAGGAUAUUAAUUCUAAGGUAGAGAUGAGGAAGAUAAUAUUGUAAUUGAUUAAAGAGGAUAAAUACUCAAAUACAAACUGCUAAACUUGAUAGAAUUUACAUCAACAAGAAAGAGAAUGACAGUAAUUGUAAAAACUUAAGAUGAUAGAAUCAAAGUUUUAUGUAAAGGAGCAGAUUCAAUCAUCAUUCCAAGAUUAAAUAGCAAUCCAGUAUUAAUUGAUAAAACUACAAGAUUCUUAGAUAGUUAUGCUAAAGAAGGUUUGAGAACAUUACUGCUAGCAUGUAAAGAAAUAUCUGAGGAAGAAUAUUUUAGUUGGAAAGAAAAAUAUGAUGAAGCAUUAGUCUCACCAUAUAAUAGAGAGGAAGCUAUUAAUAAAGCAGCUGAAUUAAUGGAGUAUGACUUCAAUCUGAUCGGUUCCACAGCUAUAGAGGAUAAACUAUAAGAUGAUGUUGCAGAUACCAUAAAAUUCAUAAUGGAUACAGGAAUUAAAAUAUGGGUACUUACUGGAGAUAAAAUUGAAACUGCAAUCAAUAUUGGCUUUUCUUGCUCACUUUUAAAUCAAGAAAUGGAGAUUUUUGUUGUAGAUGAAAGAAGAACAAAAGAUAUAAUGCUUUAAAUAACUCAGCAUAGAAGAGAUCAAAAGCUUACUGAAAUUAUAAGAGAUAGUGCAAUUAUUGUGUCAGGAGAUUCAUUGAUUAAAAUUUGUAAGAAUUCCAGGGUGAGAGAUGAAUUCCUAGAGCUAACCUUAGCUGCUAAGGUUGUCAUUGCUUGUAGGGUAUCACCAAAAUAAAAAGCAGAAGUUGUAACAAUGGUUAGGUACAAGCAUAAGGAGCUAACAACUUUGGCUAUAGGAGAUGGGGCAAAUGAUGUUAAUAUGAUUACAGCUGCCCAUGUAGGCAUCGGUAUUAGUGGAUUAGAAGGAUAAUAAGCUGCAAGAUCAAGUGAUUAUGCAAUUGGAUAAUUCAAAUUCUUAAAGACGCUACUAUUUUACCAUGGAAGAGAAGCUUAUAGGAGAAAUAGUUACUUGAUUAGUUACAUGUUUUACAAAAACAUUCUUUUCGUUUUUCCUUUAUUCUGGUAUGGAACAUACUCAGUUUAUUCUGGAGUUUCAUUCUAUGAUCCAUAUCUCUAUCAAAUGUUUAAUCUGUUUUUUACAAGUAAUCCAAUUAUGUACUACGCAUUGUUCGACUACGAAUUUACUAAACAUGAAUUCUUAAAGAAUCCAAAACAUUAUAAACUUGGAUUAACUAAUUAAUGCUUUAGCAAGUGGGUAUUCUGGAGGUGGAUAUUUUAUGGUGCCUGGCAAGGAGCUUUAGUAGCAUUUUUUUGCAUUUAUUCCAUGGAGACUAUCAAUCAUGAAAAUGGAAGAACUAGUGAGCUAAUGGUUGAUGGGUAGUUUGUUUAUAUGGGAGUAGUUCUGCUUGUAAAUAUUAAGAUUCUAUCAUCAGCAUAUACAUACGAUGGAAUAUCUUUAUUUCUUGGUAUUGGUAGUAUUGGGGCAUUUGUCUUAUUCUUUUUUAUUCUGAGCUCUUUCGAAGCCUUCCCAGAAAUUUAUAAAAUCUUUGGUAUCGUUUUUACUAAUACGCUCUGCUAUGUUGCUCUAUUCUUUGUGGGUGGUGCUUGUAUCUUAGUUGAUAAUGGUUUACAUUUAGUUCAAUAUGAAAUUAAACUCAUGGUUGAGGCUGAAGAGUUAAAAAAGAAAAGAAGACUCGAAUAUUUGAUACAAAAAGAUAAUGCUAUCUAAAAAAGAAGAGUUACAAGGCUAUAACAUCGUGGAUUUGCCUUUUCAUAAGAAGCUGGUCAUGCACCAUAGAUUACUGAUAGGUUUCUCGUGAGAUUAAAGAAUACCAUAAGAAAUAAUUUUAAACCUUAAGUAUUAAGACCUACAUCUAUCUAUGAAAAUGGAAAUAAUAGCAUGGAUGAAAAUAAGUUUGACAUACAAAUACAAGAAGGUCAGCGUGCAACCUUAGCAGUUAGUAAAGACUACUUUACAUAGAAUUUAAAUACCAACUACUUUGAUGUGGGCUAUGAUAGUAGGAAUACUAGCAAUGAGAUCUUUUAAGUUUCUAUCAACUAAUGA
This is a messenger RNA of Stylonychia lemnae, 3582 nucleotides long. NCBI's taxonomy places the organism in Eukaryota, Ciliophora, Spirotrichea, Sporadotrichida, Oxytrichidae. The record is from the annotation of a GenBank genome assembly.